AUGCACCGAUUUACAUUUCCCCUUGGUCUUGCUACCCUAUCUGGACAGCUCGUCAAUGCAUUCGCAGUCCCCGAGAUGUUUCGUCGCCAGGGUGAAAACCACGCAAAGGUUGGACUCGGCAAGAGCUACGUUCCACUUUCCACCAUUGAUGGAGCAAAGCUCCUGAGCGAUGGUCUGCACGAUCUCUGUGGGGAUACUAGCUGCGACGGCGGAUCAUCCUAUGAGUCUCCAGUCAAGCUCGGUCAAUUCGAGUCGUUCGGCGAUAUCCUCGAUUGUACCUGGACCGUCACUGCCUCGGGCAACUGGGACAACACCGAUCAGCGAGACUACAUGAUCAAUGUUCUUACUACAUCCCUUACGGACACGGCAACUGUUGAGACUAUCCAGGUCAGCAUCGAGGACAAUCCUCUCUGCACUCACCAAGGACAGCCCAGUUGCACCAAUGAAGAUGAAGAAAUCACCAGUGUUCUCAACUUCCAGCAGAUCGUGUUGAACCUGGCCAGCGGCGCUAACACGGCUGAGCUGUCGUAUAACAUCAACUUGCAAUGUCGGGAUACUGCUGGAUGGGACUGUGAUGGUUUUGUGAAGGAUAAUCUCAAGGAUGCGCUUUCCGCUAUACCGGGAGUGGGUGCUGCAAUCGCUCAGGUGUUCGACAUCGGCUGUGCAUAG
Fusarium coffeatum is the source of this 669-nucleotide messenger RNA. RefSeq lists its product as uncharacterized. Bases 1 to 669 code for a protein of 222 amino acids. Lineage: Eukaryota; Fungi; Ascomycota; Sordariomycetes; Hypocreales; Nectriaceae. The record is from RefSeq and is a predicted model, not a curated record. The transcript has a single exon.